Messenger RNA from Medicago truncatula (barrel medic), 2030 nucleotides. RefSeq names its product transmembrane protein 87B. Gene Ontology annotation, cellular component: membrane; Golgi apparatus. The transcript has 5 exons. The coding region runs from base 216 to 1757 and encodes 513 amino acids. NCBI's taxonomy places the organism in Eukaryota, Viridiplantae, Streptophyta, Magnoliopsida, Fabales, Fabaceae. Gene Ontology annotation, biological process: transport. The record is from RefSeq and is a predicted model, not a curated record.
AAUUGUGAAGUAAGGUAUAAAGAGGGGGAGAGAGAAGCUAUAUCCGCGCGUGUAUGUAUGUGUUGUAGUUGUUGAUGUUCCAAUCUCAUCUACCGAAGAGAGUGAAGUUGCAACGACUGAUCCGAGUUGAGUUGAAUUUUGAUCUUCUUCUCUUUUCAGCAUUAUUUUCGGCGAUCCAAUCAUAGUUUCACCAUUAACAAACAAGAUCAAGAUCCAUGUUGUUCGCAUCUUCUUCCCUCCUCUUAUUAUCCCUAUUAUUCUCAUUUCUCUUUACCUCAUUUGCAUCCAUUCACAUCUACGACCGUGAACCUUUUCGAGAUGUCGGCAAUGCUUUUCUUCUCUCCGGCGGCAGCGAAGGCAUCGCCUCCUCCAUCUCCACCGCUUCCCAUACCGAUUCCAUCCAUGACGGCCACUCUUACAUUCGGUUUGAGAAUAUAACCAUUAGGAGAAGAAAAUCUGCAGCCAGGGCGCGUGGUACCGUGCCAAUGCACAUUAUAAUUUUUGAGGCUGCUGAUCGUGAUGAUAUAGGCGGUUCUGUUUAUGGCGGACAACGGGCAAUCUGUUGCACCUCUGAUUUAGCUAAGAUGGGAGCUUGUAAGCAAGGAGAGGUUAUCAGGAGACCUUCUGCAACUGACACUAAUUGGCCAGUCAUUAUAGAUCUAUAUUUCAAGGGGAAAUCCCGAAUUAUCAGUUUAGAUUCUAAGGAAGUUUCUAUCACAAAGACUGGAAUGUAUAAUUUGUUUUUUGUAGCUUGUGACCCCAAGCUCAAGGAUAUCGUGAUGAGCGGGAAGACAAUCUGGAAAAACCCUGAUGGGUUUUUACCCGGUAGGAUGGCCCCAUUAAAGAAGUUUUAUGUAUUUAUGGCGCUGGCUUAUGUUUGCCUUGGCAUUGUUUGGCUCCUUCAGUAUGUGAGGUUUUGGGAUGAUGUAUUGCUACUUCAGCACUGUAUCUCAGCGGUUAUUGUUCUUGGAUUGUUUGAGAUGAUUCUCUGGUAUUUUGAGUACGCCCAUUUCAACAAUACUGGAAUCAGACCUAUUAUUCUUACAACAUGGGUUGUCACUGUUGGGGCUAUAAGAAAAACAAUAGCACGGCUUCUCAUUCUCUCUGUUUCCAUGGGUUAUGGUGUUGUGCGACCCACUCUUGGCGGUCUUACAUCAAAGGUUCUUUUGCUUGGAGUAACUUACUUUCUUGCAUCAGAGUUGCUGAAUAUAACAGAAUAUGUGGGGACCAUUAAUGAUGUAUCUGGAAGGGCAAGGCUCAUUCUAGUUCUUCCUGAUGCUUUCUUGGAUGCAUUUUUGAUUUUAUGGAUUUUUACUUCUCUGUCAAAAACACUAGAACAGUUACAGGCAAAACGGAGCUCUGUUAAAUUGGAUAUAUACAGGAAAUUCUCAAAUGCACUAUUAGUGACGGUUACCUCUUCAGUUGUCUGGAUAGGUUAUGAGGUUUACUUCAAAGCAACAGAUCCAUUUAAUGAGCGCUGGCAGAGUGCUUGGAUCAUCACUGCAUUCUGGGACAUUCUAGCAUUUGCACUACUCUGUGUUAUAUGUUAUCUCUGGGCACCUUCCCAAAGUUCUCAAAGGUACGCAUACUCAGAGAAAGUGGGAGAAGAAUCUGAUGACGAAGAAGCCAUGUCUCUAACUAAGGGAAAGCAAGAAGGCCAAGGAGAAAUAAGUUUAGUCCGGCAAGAGAAAAAUGGCCAAACUGAUGCAUCUUCUGAUGAUGAAGAUGACGAGUCAGAAGAGGAUAAAAGGGAAUAAGCUUUUGACAGCUUUCUUUUACCACGUCUGUACUGUUUUCCCUGCUUGGUUUUCAAGUCUCAAGACUUCUGCCCCGACCCUCAAUAGGAGGUGUUGUAAAAUUUUGUUCCUUUGUACUGGAAAUUAACUAGUAACUACAUCAUAUUCUUUGUUCCAAAUUGUUUUAUAUCAUGUAUGUAAUUAGUGUAUAACAAUUGUUGCACAUGAUGAUCAAAAUUGUUGCGUUCUUUUUGCCCUUGCAUACUUGGAAAUCCCAUUGACUAUUGGAAUUAA